Pocillopora verrucosa is the source of this 2775-nucleotide messenger RNA. Its product is annotated as synaptotagmin-7-like. Lineage: Eukaryota; Metazoa; Cnidaria; Anthozoa; Scleractinia; Pocilloporidae. Gene Ontology annotation, cellular component: exocytic vesicle; plasma membrane. Gene Ontology annotation, molecular function: phosphatidylserine binding; clathrin binding; SNARE binding. The record is from RefSeq and is a predicted model, not a curated record. Gene Ontology annotation, biological process: cellular response to calcium ion; regulation of calcium ion-dependent exocytosis; regulation of dopamine secretion.
UAAAACUCGUUCAAAGGUAUCGCAACGACAAUUUAGUGGUCGAUCACUGGGAUCGGUUCUGUCAAAGCACCAACUCAAUGGAUGCUGCGGAGAAUUAAGAAAUAUGCGUAGAUGUAACGCUGAAAGAUGAUUAGUCUCUAUCAACACACUUCUCAUGAGAACACAGUUUCUUACGGUUCUAACGCACUCGCUGUAAUAGCCAGCAUUGUUUCUCUUGGAAGUAUAGUGGUGAUCUGUUCUUGGUGUUACAAAUGUUGGAAGGGAUCAGAGAAGGAUGGAGAGAGUACAGAAAGUGACUAUGAUUCAUCCUCGGACUCUCAACUCUACGGAGUCCCAGGGCACAAAUACCGUGCAUUUGCGAAAUACUCGACGCUGUCGGACGUUUCACCGCCUGAAAAGCGCAUUGAAUCGCCUGGGUAUCCGAAAAAAUCGUUAAAAUUUUCUCAGCCGCCUCCACAAGAGUACGAUGUACAAGCACCUCAGCCGGAUAUCUCAAACUUUGUCAUCCCGCCAGAGCCUCCUUUAAUCGAUCAAUCAUCGACCAAAGAGGACCUCGGAAAGGUUUACUUCUCAAUUAGCUACGAUUCCCAAGAAAUGGUACUCACGUUGAAAAUUAUAAAAGCGUCCGGACUUCCGGCCAAAGAUUUUAGCGGAACCAGCGACCCGUUUGUGAAAAUUCUGCUGCUUCCAGAUAAAAAGCACAAAAUGGAAACUCGAAUUAAAAGGAAAAAUCUCAACCCAACAUGGAACGAGGUUUUUAGAUUUGAAGGUUUCCCUCAUAACAAGCUAUUAAGUCGAACGUUGUAUCUUCAAGUACUGGACUACGAUCGUUUUUCUCGGAACGAUCCCAUAGGAGAAAUUGAAAUCCCGUUGAGCGAUAUUGACUUGGGGCCAAUGACUCUGACUUUCUGCAAGGAUCUACAACCCUGUAAACGCCAGGAACACCUGGGAGACCUUCUUAUCUCCAUGAUGUACCAACCCACAAAUAACAGAAUUGUGGUUGUUGUCAUGAAAGCCUCAAAACUAAAGAAGAUGGACUUCAUUGGAUCAUGUGAUCCAUAUGUUAAAAUCUAUUCCAUGCAUGGAGGGAAGAGGUUAGACAAGAAGAAGACAACAAUAAAGAGGAGAUCAAAAGAUCCUGUGUGGAAUGAAUCCUUCAUAUUCUAUGUUCCAGUUGACAAGCUUAGAGACAUAACCUUUGUCUUCACUGUUAUGGACUUUGACCGUAUCACACAAAAUGAGAUGAUUGGCCAAAUAAUCUUGGGAUACCGCACCACUGGCAGCUCACUAAGGCACUGGACUGAAAUGAUGGGUAACCCCAGGAAGCCUGUAGCACAAUGGCAUAGGCUUCAACUUUACUAAUAAAACUGGAAUAAAGUUUUGGGAGGUGCUUAACAUUUUUUGGCAGGAAUUUUCCUGUCAAAGAAAAACUAACAACAAAAAUAGUACUGCAAAGUGAGAUCAAUUGUUUAAAAAAACAAUAAGAAAAGAGUCUACAUAUCAAAAGGUACAGAAAAUUACAACUUUUAAUUGCUAGUUUGAAAAUAGAGGACCUAUUUUUUUUCCUUGUGACAACACAAUUGCACUUCCUUUUUUUUACCUUCUGAUGAUGAACAAUGAUAAUGAACAGAAGUAUUACGGAAAAAUACCUAGAUCUGUAUUGUUCAUUUGCUAUAAAGAUACAAUGCUAACCACAAGACCACACACCAGGUGAAACAAAUCAUACCCUAACACAAGUAAAAAUAGCCUCUGGCAAACUUCUUAGUAAGACAGAUGGACACAACUAAAUUUACUAAAAAUACUUGGUACAAAAAUGUCUUUUGACCAAUGAUUCAUGACUCAUAAACAGAUCUUAGUCAUAAGACAAGUGACAUUUAAUAGGCAAAACAUGUACGUGCAAGACGUGUAAUUUCAUCUCCAACAGAUUUACAGAACCUUCCCCCACUUCCUUUAAUACUAUGCUUUAAGAACAUUUUUAUGCCUACACAAUUUUUGGAAAUCCAGGGACAAAUAAUUUUGUCAGAAACUUUCAAAGUGAGUCAAAACAGCUGUUUUUCUUCCUCCCACACAAUUAUUUGCCCUUGGGUCUGCAACAAUGUGUCAAACCCAAAAAGACAAUUCAAGUGGUUUAAAAAAGGUAUACAAAGGCAGAAAUUUCCUUGACACUUCAAAAACAUGACAGACAGAAGAGUUUAUUAAUAGUUGAUACAUUCCUCAAGUUUUUAAUUUAUAUUCUUCCAUUCCUGUAAGUUUUUGAAGAUUCAAUUUGAUGUAGUUUGUGGUUAUGUUAAUGCUUAAUUGGACAAUGUAUAGAGAUUUUUUCUUAGGUGAUUCUUCAAGUAUAAAGUUAUAAGAUGAAAGGCAGUAAAAAUAUCCAUGUUGGCAAAUGUCCAUUUUCUUCAGAUUAUUUUCACAAUUACUUAAAUUCCUCACACAUUUAAAGGCUUAACAGGUUAAAAGGUUAAAUUUUGAAGUGUUCUUUAAUUAUCUUGGCAGACCUCUUUGAUAUCAGUACCACUUUUUAAUUAAGUCUCUCCAUUUAAAGAUCUGUUGACAAGCUAACAAAAAUUUACAUGAAACAUGAACUCUGAUGGAAUCUACUAGAUUAUUCUUCCUGUCUGGGUAGUGAUCAUACAGCAUAGCAAUUACAUACCAGGAGUAAAGAUUUAUGGAAAUGAUGUAUUUUUAAUUUCAGAUUAAAUUAAAGGAGCAUUGUGCUCUGUGGUGGAAUAAAUUAUAUUGGAUUACGUGUAAUAUAGAUCUUUUGUCAUCAUA